Molecule: messenger RNA, 429 nt
Organism: Symbiodinium sp. CCMP2456
Lineage: Eukaryota; Dinophyceae; Suessiales; Symbiodiniaceae
Source: the annotation of a GenBank genome assembly
AUGGCAUACGUCCCUGGGUACCCGAUGCCCGUCGCCUAUGGAGGCGGCCCUUGGGGUCCCUAUGGCCCGCCCCCCUACGGCAUGAAUUGGGGCCCUCCGGGAGAUUACAGCCAGACCAGUCGGGCAAUAAAAAGUGACCGACACGACCGCCGGGGCCGAGAUGGGCGCGGUCAGGACUUCGGUGCUUUCAAUGGCCGAGAUCGCGACGAGCGUGACAAGGGUAUGAAGUGGGCGCCCGGCCGUGGCCGCAAUCCGGAUUUGGAGGCGGAAAAGCUGACGGGCGUUCCUCUUGCCCGCAACUACAGCGAGCACGACGACAGGCGGAAUGAAGCCGCUCCAGCUGUCAGGCGUGGAGGCUCGCCAGGCGGCAAGUGGAAGAAUGAUAUGUUUGAACAGUUAUCAGGAGAUGGCCCGAAGAAAGACGACUGA